Molecule: messenger RNA, 954 nt
Organism: Neohortaea acidophila
Lineage: Eukaryota; Fungi; Ascomycota; Dothideomycetes; Mycosphaerellales; Teratosphaeriaceae
Exons: 2
Coding region: 1-954 (317 amino acids)
Source: RefSeq, a predicted model, not a curated record
AUGUCACCUGAUCCGCCAGGCUCGCCAGAUCGCUCCGUCAUCCAACGAAUCGCUUGCACCACUCUUCAAAGCAGAUCGGUCGUGGUGGACUCGCUCAACGGGUACUUGUUUCGAACCUACAGCUUGCGAACAGCGAAAGGCUUCUUCUACCUCCUACGGUUAAAACCGCCAUCAACGGUCCAUCUACUGCGGCACGAAUACGGCUGGCUGGAAGCAGAGGCCGGGGCCCUGCAAGCCUUGUCUGGCAAGACGGAAGUCCAUCUCCCUCGAUUGAUCCAUUACCAACACGCCGACUCGCAUCUGGGACAAGCGUACCUCAUCAGCGGCCCGUUUAGCGGAUCUUUCCUCUCCGCCGUCGAGCCGUCGUUAUCUUCCAAGGCCCUUGCGAGCAUCGACCGCAGCUUAGGACAGUACGUGCGCUGGCUUUCGUCUGUGACCGGCACUUUCUUCGGCUCCGUGUCGGGUGGCGCAGACAUUCCGAGAAGUGGUUCUUGGGCGCAUACGUUUGCGUGCUUGCUGGAGUCCGUGAUGCGCGAUGGCGAGGAUGCGAUGAUCAGUUUACCGUACGAUGUGAUUCGGGGAUUGGUCCACAAACACCACGCGGCACUGAAUCAAAUCACGACACCCCGUCUCCUGCUUCUGGAACUCGCAUCGGACAACAACGUCGUGGUAGACACCUCCUCCAACCGCGUUACCGGCCUCUUCGACUUCUCCACUUGCCUCUGGGGCGAUCCGUACAUGUCGGAUUGCUUCUGCAAACCCACGGCCAGCUUCGUCGAGGGCUUCGGGCGGCUCCCCAACAAAACGGCCGACGAGCGUGUGCGGCAGUAUCUCUACAUUUUGUAUCAUGCGGUCUUGUCGAUUGUGCGGAAAUGGUAUCGGCCGCGGGACGAGGGAGACGAGAUGGAUGCGCGGCGGACCUUGACGGUGGCGAUUCGGCAGCUGAGUUCUUGA